Messenger RNA from Colletotrichum truncatum, 423 nucleotides. RefSeq lists its product as uncharacterized. The record is from RefSeq and is a predicted model, not a curated record. NCBI's taxonomy places the organism in Eukaryota, Fungi, Ascomycota, Sordariomycetes, Glomerellales, Glomerellaceae.
AUGAAAUUCUCAACAACAGCCCUCCUCGCCCUCGCCGCAAACCUCGCAUCAGCCGGGCCAAAAUUGACAAACCCUGAAGGCCCUAGAGUAAUCGGACCCCUCGAAGGUAGCCCCUUCUGUCUACACUCGGACCAGGGCCUCGACGGACACACAAUUAUGCCGUACCUCUUCCACGGCUUCAUCAUAGAGGCGAUGACAGUCCGCGACGUCCCUGCCGUCUGUAACGAUCUCUGGGGUGGCCUGGCGCAUUUCGGAACCACAUGCGGCUUGAUCAUGAAGCAAAACUGUAUCGAGAUCGAGCCCGGUGUGUUGAGGUGGGAAUUUUCUGUCGGAAGCGCGUGUCAGUUGGGGCAUAUCCAGGCUGCUUGGUACGAGGCCACGAAGAACAAGUACGGGGCCCUCGACUGUUUCGUAAGGGAAUGA